CUCGCGAACGUAAACAAAGGCGGCCUCUGCUUCCCUUGUGUGUGUGGCAGGCGGGCGCGGGGAGGGCCGGUCACCUUUAUUACCCUUUGACGUCCCCAGGUGUUGAAAGUGGACAGGUGACGCCGAGGCAACACUUAAAUCGCAGAGGUGGAGGCUGAGGGCGGCACACUGAAGGCAAGAUGAUGUACCUGUGGAAGCGGAGGAUGGUGCAGUUCUGUCACCGCCUCUUGACGCUGCCAAGCAGAACCUGGAAGUGGCUGUGGUGGAAGUACGACCUCUUCAUCCUGACCAUGAAAGUGAUCUUCUACAACGAAUUCUUGAGCACUAGUUACGUGUUUGAGGUUCUGAUGACGCCGAUGGUCUGGGUGGUGGAUCACUUCUCUAAAGCCCUGGGACCGAUCCUAGUGUUUGGUGUGGUAACCCUGACCAGCUCAGUGGUGGCGGUGGUGUACAUCAUUGGUCUGCCACACUUCUGGAACAAGUCCCCGACGCUCACCUGCUUCCUCAUCGUGCUGGGCCACUGGCUGCUCAUCAAUGUGGUGUUCCACUUCACCAUGGCCGCCAUCACUGACCCCGGCACUCCCCCAAAGGGCACGUUGAUCAGCGAGGCGGUGAGUGUGUGCAAGAAGUGCAUCGCCCCCAAGCCUCCGCGCACCCACCACUGCUCCGUCUGCAACCGCUGUGUGCUCAAGAUGGACCACCACUGCCCCUGGCUCAACAAUUGUGUCGGCCACUUCAACCACCGCUACUUCUACAUGUACAUGGUAUAUAUGUGCCUCGGGACCGUCUUCAUCAUGACCCUGGGCUUUGAAAUAGGCUACAAGGAGAUCUGGCUGGGGGGCGAAGGGGGCGUGGGGCUGGGGGAGGCCAUCCACUACGUCAUCAAGGAGGGGGGCCUGCCGGGGGGACGGGCGGUCAAGGAGGAGGAGGAGGAGCCGCUAGAAGGGUACCCUGUCACCAUGAACGGAACGCACCUCAUGCCCCUGUACGGCGGCGUGGCGGGCCCGCCUGUCCGCCUGGAGGGGCCCGAAGAUGAAGACGAGGAAGAGAAGGAGCGGAGGAACUACUGGUACCGCUUUUCCAUCAUGUACACCGGGAUGCUGACUAUAGGUGUCUUCAUGUCCCUGGGCGGGCUGGGAACCUGGCACGCGAGGUUGAUAAGCCGAGGGGAGACCAGCAUAGAGGCACACAUCAACAAGAAGGAGACGGAGCGGCUCGCUAAGAUAAACCAGGAGUACAAAAACCCAUAUGACUUUGGCGUCUCUGAAAACUGGAGAAUCUUCUUGGGACUCACGCAAGGCAGAAUAACUAUGUCAGCUCCACAUGCCAUACUGGACUGCAAGGGAACACACAAGAAUGGAAGGAAAAUACAAGAGGCCAGUCAGCUUACACAUGACACCUCAUGGAAAUCAUUUUAUACAGUGCUCUAGUCAUCAUUGGUGUUUCAGUGUAUCAUUGUAGUUUUGUUUUCUGAUAUUAUUUUGUGGUAUUAUUGCAUUCAUUAUUAUCAGUUAUUAUUAUUAUUGUUGUUAUUAUCAUUAUUGCUGUUGUUGUGUCCAUUCAUCCGUCAUAUGCUUGAAACAAAUAGUAUGAUGAUGAUAAUGAUGAUUGUUAGUGUAGUUAUUUUUACUUUUAUUUCUUUCUUUGUCAUGGUAGUGGCAGCUCCCUUUUCCAUAUUUUUUUGUAGCAUGAUUAUUAUCAGUCAGCAUGUCUACAUAAACUUAGAAUUGAUAUUACAUACUGGAUUAAUAUUGUUUUGCGUAACUUAUAUCAGUAUUUCUCUCCACAUAAAUCCCUCUGCUCUUGCACCAAUCUUCUCUAUGUAUUAUUGAAAUUAAAACUGUAAUUCUCAUUUUAGGUACUUACAUACAUAAGAAUAUCAGAACGUAAGGAGCCUGCAAGAGGCCGGUUGGCCUAUACUAGAGGCUAUACUUUUUUAUAAUAUUGUUGAGAAUAUGGAGCAUUUUCACAAUAACUAUCAGAUGUCUGUCAGAAUAUUGUAAGCACCAAAACUGAUCCAUGUUGUAUCCCAAAAUGAUGAUCAGGCAGACCUAUUUAUAACAGUGAACCUUUGAACACAUCUUGGCCAUGUCAGUAUUAUCAUGCUGGUUCCCCAUUUUUACUGGUGAAUCUUGCAUUUCAAUCAGUUCAAGUCUGGUCUUAUCAGCCCUGACCCAGCAUAACUUGCUCAUUUCUGACCCAACCUAACACUCACUUUAAAAGUAACAUUUCACUUUUUUUUCUUUUUUAUCCAGUCAGUCUUAACUCAACCUGUUUACUUCUAACAGUACCCUGAGUCUACUUUUACCUGCCCUAACCUUCAGUUUAGUUUAACAUACCCUAAUUAAUACCCGUCUAAGUUAGCAUUUCUUCAACCUUUUCUACCCAACCUGUGCUAAUCUGGCCCACCUUAUCCUAAGAACUAAAGCAUUUUCUUACCCAACCUUAUCUUACCCAACCUAUCCUACCCUUAAUUGAAUGUGUUUCUUUAUUGGACUUAUCCUACCUGAACAGUCCUAAUUUAACCUAUCUAAGCAUAACUUGAUAACAAAAAUAUACUGCAGACCUAUGUUAAGGCUGGCUAGAUUGGCGUUUUCUCUUUCAUUGGUUGGUGGACUGACUGAAUGUCAAUAUAUUUAGUACACUGUAAUGAAACCCUCUGCUCAGUCUAUCCAAUCACCCAUUUGUACUUAUAAUUUUUUUACUGUGUGUGUGUGUGUGUGUGUGUGUAUGUGUGUGUGUGUGUGUGUGUGUGUGUGUGUGCAAGUGGGUCUUUUUUACACAGUUCUCAUUAAUAAAGUGCUCGUGCAACAACGUGAAUAUGUCUGUACGUUAACUUAUUGAUUCUAUGGCAUUUAAGGGUUAGGUUAUUAUUGAGGGAUGCUUUUGUAUUAUAUAAAAAGAGCAAAGAAAAUUACGUGAUUUCUGUA
Messenger RNA from Eriocheir sinensis (Chinese mitten crab), 2930 nucleotides. Its product is annotated as palmitoyltransferase ZDHHC16-like. The coding region runs from base 180 to 1430 and encodes 416 amino acids. Gene Ontology annotation, biological process: protein palmitoylation. Gene Ontology annotation, cellular component: Golgi apparatus. The transcript has 10 exons. Gene Ontology annotation, molecular function: palmitoyltransferase activity. The record is from RefSeq and is a predicted model, not a curated record. Lineage: Eukaryota; Metazoa; Arthropoda; Malacostraca; Decapoda; Varunidae.